UUCUUCCUGGCGCACACGCCUUUUCACACGAUCCGGACACAUUUAAACACGACCGCCGAGCUCCCGAGGAAUCGAAGUUUUCCGAUCGCGUCGCGCUCGCCCAGCACCAGGCAGAGACCCCGGCGAGACUACCAGCAGCUGACCAGCCUCGCCAUAAAACCACAGAAAACCUACCAAGAUAACAGAGAGGGAACAUCUCGCUCGCUCGCUCGCUCGCCUCUGCGUGCGUCUCCUGCUCCCGCUCCGCCCCCCGAGAUCGCGAGAGGUGAAUGGCAGAGGCGGCGCCGGGGAGGGGAGAGCCGUGGCCAUGAGGUGCGCCAGGCACCCGUACGAGGGCGGGCCCGGCGUCUGCGCGCCGUGCCUCCGCGGCCGCCUGCUCGCGCUCGCCGCCGCGCAGAACGAGGCGUCCUCGCUGCCCCCGCUCCCGCUCCCGCCGGAGCCGGAGCCCGAGCUGCUGUUCCCGCGGUCGGUGUCGCCCUACGUCUGCCGGCGCAAGUCCGACGCCUCGGCGCCGCGGGGCCGCCCGCCGGGCGGCCUGCUCUUCUUCCGGACGCCGCAGGUGGGGCCCGCGUACGGAGGCGGCGGAGGCGGGUUCGAGGAGGGCGACAUCGGGUUCCGGAGGCGGCGCAGCGGCAGGUUCUCCGUGCUCGCCGCGCUCUUCGGCCACAGAUCGGAGGACAAGGACAGGGACGGCGGCGGCAAGGAGCGGAGGCACCGGUCCUCCUGGCUCGCAGGGAUCGUGCAGCGCGGCCGCCGGAGGAAGGAGGCCUCCACAGCGUCCCCGCCGCGGCGCUCGUGGCGCGGGGUCAGCGAGCGGGGGCUCUCCCCGGUGCGGUACGCCCCUGGGUACGCCGAUGGGGACGGCGACGAGAGCGCCUCCCCCGCGGAGUCGCCGUGGCUGCCUUCGCCGUCGCCGUUGCGCAAGACCCCGGGCCGUCGCCGCCUGGGGCUGGGAGGCCCCGGGGGCGGCGUCUCGGGGUUCGCGGUGUGCAUCAGCCCGCUCGUCCGGCCAGGGCUGGGCAGGCACCUCCGCGGAGGCCACCCGACGGAGGCCGUCUCCAGCGAGCUCCGGCCGUCGCCGCUGCACCCGCUCACCUCCAGCGCCUCGCUCCACCACUGCCGCUCCUGGAAGCUCGCCGACGGCGGCCGCUUCCGGUGAGCCCCACCAAUUCUCCCCCGCUAUUUUUCACACCCCCCCCCCCAAAAAAAUUACACGGCCAUUCACAUCUCCGGGGGGUUUACUUUUUCUUUUUCCUUUUUUUUAACUUGACGUGAAAGCUGGGAAAAAAGCAUGCGUGCCUGGCAAGCUGUUCCACUGACAUGUGGGCACCGACAUUUCUUCCAAGGGUGCUGUUUGUCAGUUGAACAACAUGUUGCAACGCUGUAAAAAGGGGGGAAAAAAGAAAAGCUUCCCGUGCUCGAUGCUCAUGUACAUACAGCUUUACUUUCUUCUGAUCCUUGCUCGAA
Molecule: messenger RNA, 1467 nt
Organism: Panicum hallii
Lineage: Eukaryota; Viridiplantae; Streptophyta; Magnoliopsida; Poales; Poaceae
Exons: 1
Coding region: 308-1159 (283 amino acids)
Source: RefSeq, a predicted model, not a curated record